CGCGCGCCGCUUCCUUGUUCCAUCACUCUCGGCGGCAGCAUCUAGGCAAGCGCAGCCCCCACGGCUCGGGAGAGCACGAUGCGCAGCUCCGAGGAGGUGGCGACGGCGGUGGGUUCAGGCGCGCCAAGUUCUUCCGGGGAGCCCUCCGGCGGCGCAGGAUCGGAGGCGGCGGCGGAGGGUUCAGGCGAACCGGGAUCUUCCCCGGAGCCCCCAGGCGGUGCAGUCUCGUCGGGAUGCGAGGUAGGCUCGCGGCCGCACGACGCGGAGGGACACGGGGGCGCGGCGGUGCGGGUCACGGUCACGCCGAUGCAGCGGUCUCCGCCUCCGGAUGCAUCGGCGGCGAAUGGGGUGGGAGCGGGGACUUUGGCGGCACCCACGGCACCGGAGGUGAGAGCAGAGAGUGUGAUGGCAUCGGCGGCGCCUGAGGUGAGAGCGGCGAGUGCGGAGCCAUCGGCCGCGCCUGACGUGAGAUCAGUGGAGAAUUGGCCUGCAACUGCGCCCGCGCACCCGCCACCGGGGCCGAGGCCGAGGCGGCGGUCGUGGUCGGGGAUCCCGUGGACGAGGCUCGUGCUCGGAGGCAUGCUAGUGGUGGCGGUCGGCUAUGCCUUCUACAAAUGGGGGCUGCCCCUUUUAUCAGACAAGGUGCUCUUGCCGAUCAUGCGAUGGGAGGCGACAUCUUUCGGGCGCCCCGUGCUGGCCAUUGUGCUGGUCAUUUCCAUGUCCGUCUUCCCCACCGUGUUCCUUCCAUCGGCCCCGUCCAUGUGGUUGACAGGGAUAGUAUUCGGCUACGGCCUGGGCCUCUUGAUCAUCCUGGUCGGCACCGGCAUAGGCAUGUCCAUACCGUUCGGGAUCGGCUCGCUGUUCCUUCACCGUAUUCACGGAUGGUUGGAGAAGAAAUGGCCUCAGCAGAUUGCGCUGAUCAAGCUGGCUGGCAGAGGGGGCUGGUUCCAGCAGUUCCGGAUGGUCGCGCUGCUACGGAUCUCGCCGUUCCCGUAUGUGAUGCUAAACUAUGUUGCAGCCGUCACCCAGAUCAAGUUCACCCCUUACAUUUGUGGCUCGGUUGUCGGAAUGGUACCUGACGCGUUGGUCAACAUCUACAGUGGCCGGCUGAUUCUCGCGCUGGCGGACCUGAAGUACGAGAGGCGUCGGAUGACAGCAGUGGAGAUAGUGUACAACGUCAUCUCUGCCAUCGUCGCCGUUCUUAUCGGGGUUGGGUUUACGGUCUACGCGAGAAGAGCCUUGGACGGCAUACAGAGCGCGGAAGGCGCGCAGCAACCCGAACCCGCUGUCGUCCCUGCCGUCCCGGCAUCGGAACUCGGUGGUGAUCGCCGGAGAAGUUCUAGCUCUGUACCAGCUGAUGUUGUGUAGGGGCAUACCGGCAAGCAUUGGAUUCUUCUUUAACUGGAUGAAGAACUGCAAUUGCUUCAAAGAUCCACCCAAGAUUUACAGAAUGUUGUGCACUCUGCUGAGGCACUUGUGUUGGUUGGGUGUGAAAGGUCAAGACUUCGUCGGUUCUUCUAACCUGGGACAAUGUGGAUUUAGUACCUGACUCUGACUGGCUUUAUUUAGUUGGAAAGACAAAACAUGACGACGGUCGCGAUAGCUUCUCAUAAGCAUUUCUUCCAUUUUGUGUAUAUUACAGCUAGUUAGAAAGAUCUGUUUCUUGGGAAAUAACAGAGGAGUCUUAAUUGGAUUAGUAAAGAAAG
Molecule: messenger RNA, 1706 nt
Organism: Hordeum vulgare subsp. vulgare (domesticated barley)
Lineage: Eukaryota; Viridiplantae; Streptophyta; Magnoliopsida; Poales; Poaceae
Exons: 5
Coding region: 79-1368 (429 amino acids)
Source: RefSeq, a predicted model, not a curated record